This is a messenger RNA of Fusarium subglutinans, 966 nucleotides long. RefSeq lists its product as uncharacterized. The coding region runs from base 1 to 966 and encodes 321 amino acids. The record is from RefSeq and is a predicted model, not a curated record. The transcript has a single exon. Lineage: Eukaryota; Fungi; Ascomycota; Sordariomycetes; Hypocreales; Nectriaceae.
AUGAAGUUCACCUCCAGUGCCGGCAGUACUGGCACCGAAGCACCAUCCCCUUUCAUGAUAUCUUCUCCAUCAUCACUCCCUUACGACUCGGAGUACCCUUUUCCCCUCAAUGUGCGAGCGGACUUAUGGUAUAGUGAGAUACCCAGUCUCGUUCUGUACAGCUUGGUGUUCUUCCUUAGCAAGCAUUAUAUCACGGUAGCCAGAGAUAAGACACCAGGCACCGGAGGACAACGAGUAUAUUGCCCAUUUCGUUACUUUGCCUUCUUUGCCUCUGUGUUGAGGCUGAAGGCACUUCUAUCCUCUCGGCCUUAUCACACUUAUCUCAUGGACUGGACAAUACCUUUCUGUCGCAUGAAGAUCCCAAUCUCUUCUCUGGGCAGUGAGCCUAUAUAUCCUGCCACUCUGCCAACACCACCUAUUCCCCUCACUGCCCAAGUUUGCACAUCGUCAAACUCGCGGCCAACCCGAAAGGAUCAUGGCAAUCACAACUCGCCUUCCUGGGUGUUUCAGACUGGACAUCCAUAUUGCCCGACUUCGAGCUUGAGCUACGAAUUGCAUAUCAUUGACACUUCUGAUACUGCCUCGACUCUGACGGAGCACUCCAGUGGCGAUGGCGAACCAUCGGACCAGCCUACUCUUGAAACGCGAAGCCAGGAGGAUAGAGAGGGCGGCCUCCAACAAGAGGUAGAACUGAGGGUCACUUGCAACCUGAUUGACUUUGUUGUGGUUAUUCUUACUUUGGUUAUCUGUGCCCUUCUCAUGGCAGCGGUGCGACAGAACGUCAACCAGGACAGCCUAGUUGCUCCAGCUGAUAUGCGGUUCAUCCUGGUAUUAACCUCUACCGUUACUUUUCUGGAGGGAGCAAUCAGCAGAACCCAAACAGUGUGUCGAGGCAAACAGACAAACCACAGUGUCAGGGAGUUGAAGGUUGUCCUUGCAAUAAGAGCUCGAUCCGGUUUUGGGUAG